AUCCUGCUGUCCCCGUGCUCCAGGAGUUCCCUGUGCCUCUCACCAGCUCUGUCUCUGCCCCAGGUCGUGCGCAGCCGCCUGCAGCAGAAGGGAGUCGCCGUGCACGACGUCAGGCUGAACGGCUCGGCAGCCAGCCACGUGCUGCACCAGGACAGCGGCCUGGGCUACAAGGACCUGGACCUCAUCUUCGGGGUGGACCUGCAGAGCGAAGACGUUUUCCAGCUGGUGAAGGAUGUGGUCAUGGAUUGCCUGCUGGACUUCCUCCCCGAAGGCGUCAACAAGGACAAGAUCACGCCCAUGACCCUGAAGGAGGCCUACGUGCAGAAGCUGGUGAAGGUGUGCAACGAGAGCGACCGCUGGAGCCUCAUCUCGCUGUCCAACAACAGCGGCAAGAACGUCGAGCUCAAGUUCGUGGAUUCCCUGCGGCGCCAGUUCGAGUUCAGCGUGGACUCCUUCCAGAUCAUCCUGGACUCGCUGCUGCUCUUCGGGGAGUGCUCGGAGAACCCCAUGGCCGAGAGCUUCCACCCCACGGUGACCGGGGAGAGCAUGUACGGCGACUUCCAGGAGGCCAUGGAGCACCUGCGCGGCCGCGUCAUCGCCACGCGCAGCCCCGAGGAGAUCCGCGGCGGGGGCCUCCUCAAGUACUGCAACCUCCUGGUGCGGGGCUUCAAGCCCAAGUCGGAGGUGGACAUGAAGGCCCUGCAGAGGUACAUGUGCUCCAGGUUCUUCAUCGACUUCCCGGACAUCGGCGAGCAGCUGCGCAAGCUGGAGGGCUACCUGCAGAGCCACUUCGUGGGCAUGGAGAGCAGCAGGUACGACUACCUGAUGACCCUGCACAGGGUGGUCAACGAGAGCACGGUCUGCCUCAUGGGACACGAGAGGAGGCAGACCCUGAACCUCAUUGCCAUGCUGGCUGUCAGGGUCCUGGCUGAGCAGAACAUCAUCCCCACCGUCACAAACGUUACCUGCUACUACCAGCCAGCCCCUUACGUCAGUGAAAUAAACUUCAACUACUACGUGACCCACGUGCAGCCCUUCCUGCCUUGCAACCAGUCCUACCCCACGUGGCUGCCCUGUAACUGAGCCAGGACCAGCUCCAGGGUCUGUCCUCCAAGGUAUUUCCUUGCCUUGGGGGCGGGUUGGGAGGGUGGGCAGGGGAAACAAAAUAAAAACCUCCCCACCUUCCCAGAACUGCGACAAAAGGAAACUUCCUGGACUCUUGCUUGAGUGUCUCGUUCCUGGGGUUGUUGGAGCGAGGCUUGUCUGCUGUACACUGUGAUGGGAAGUGCAGUGUUCUGGAAAUGACUCCUUGUGGAAUUGUGGAGGCAGUGGGUGGGGUGUGUGAGGGGAGACUGUAGAAUUACGCUAAGGUAGAGCUGCACUGCCCUGAAAUGGAUCUGAAUUGUGGGGUUUUUUUUUUUGUUUUUUGGUUUUUUUUAGUGCAGGAGGUGUUAUGGGUGUGCAAACUUGUGGUUUCUGCCGAGAGAAGCCAGAGUGGCUAAUUCCUUUGAAGGACCAAAGAAUCCUGUUUAAGUGCCUGUAACAAUAGAAACACAACUGUACUGUAAACCUUUAUUAUUUUUUGCGGAGGCUGACGGCCCAGAGCCUGAGUGGGGAAUGUCUGGAGAGGAAAAUGUUUCUGUUGUGGGUGGGGAGGGUCGCAAGAUCAUUUCUUAUCCUGGCUGAGGCCAGAGCAGGUUCUGCGUGGCUGAGGGGUUUGGGCAUGACUUGCUGCCUGUGAGCCAAGAGCUGCCUGAGUGGGGCUGCAUAGCCCGGGGGGUUGGGAUGGCUGGAACUGGGAGCACUGGGGAGGGGGGGAGUGAUGCUGGAAAAUGCUGUGCAGAGCUGGCUGGGCAAAAAGGCAGCAGGGACCUACACUUGGAUUUCUUCAAGCUCCCAAGUCUUCAGUGCCAAAAUAUAGUUGAGUUCCUAAAUGAUGAGGCAGGUGAUUUGUCCAGAAGCCUGCCCCAGGCUGCCAUACCUAAUCCUGUCUUUUCUAGGGGAAUUUGAAAUGCUGCUCUUCCGAUUUUUUUUUUUUUGUUGUUGUUGUUGUUUUGGUUUUUUGUGUUUUUUUUUUGUUUUUUUGACAUGCAGUGAUUUUAAUGCACAAAGCCAGAGGCCAGCUGGGCUCUUGGGGAAGGUGAGGCUUGUCCUUUGAAGCACAAACCAUCCAGGUCACUGGUCAGUCAUUUCCAGCUGUCACUGUGUCCUCCAGGAUCUCUUCCAUGCUGGAAACCAUCCCUUGGGCAGGUCCUGUCUCCAGAGCAGAGUCCCCAGCUGUGAUUCCCUGUGUGAUAGCUUUUGAAAUUCAUCCUCUAGCUAGAAAUGGAGCCUGGGGGAGGAAGGGGGUGUGAAGUUAGUUUGCCUUGGGGGAAAAAAAUGUCUAAUAAACAGACCCUGUUGUGUUUUGAGGGUUUGGCUCUCAGUCCCGUGUGGCUUUGGAGUUGUUGGGUGUCCAGAGCUCAGAGUUUUUGUGGAGGUGCUGCUGUGCCCUCAGCCACCUCAGCUGGGUGACAGAGUGCAGGGAGGCAGAGGGGGAGGCUGCAGGAAUGAGUUCAUUCAUCCCCUGGGAUGCUGCUCCAGGGUCACCACAGCUUCCUGGUGCUUCCUGCCAGGCUGAUGCUCGAGUACCUUUACUAAUCUGUGGGGUUUUGUUUUUUUGGGUUUUUUUUUGUUGUUUUUUUUUUUUUUUUUUUUCAAAACUGUAAUAGCUGGGCAGAUUGAAAUAAAGACUAGAUCCUUGGAAUGUGCACAGCCAGAUUGGUACCUUUUUUGGGGUAGGGGCAACGUGGGUGGGGGGUGGCUCUGGCACCUGGCAUGAGCUGGCCCAGCCCUGCUCCCUCCCAUAAGAGCUGGGCGAGUGUCGCUGGCCCUGUGGCCACUGCAGGUUUUGGCUGCCUCCCUGCAACACAGCUCUGCCUUCAUGGCCAAGUCCCCCACACUCCCUGUGCUGGGAGCUUGGGAUUUCCAGUGCAAGAGAAAACUGAUUUAAGGGCUGCUUUUGGGAGCCCCAGUGUGCCACUUCCGUGGCUUCAAGGAAGAUGAGGUUUUUUUCUUUUCCCUUGCAUUUUGAACUGAGCAUAGAUGCCCUGCAGCAGGUUUUUUACAGUCUGCUCCUACCCACAGACACACCAAAUGGAGAUUCCCUCCUUCCUGCCCUUUGAGAUGCCCAGAAAGAUCCCCUACAGCCACCAGCUCGACAGGGCGACCUCCCAUUGAGAUUGCACUUUGGAUUUAUGAGUGUGUGUGGUGGGACUCUUGUGGAUGGGUUGAACCUGAAUUUUUCUAGACCUUGCAGUGAUACUGUGCUGCCUCCUGUGAGGGGGCAAUUGGAAGAUUCCAGUAGCUUGAAUGGCACUUGAUUUCUUUUUUUUUUUUUCUGUGUUUUGUUUGUUUUAAAUGUCUUUUUUUUUUUUUCCUACACCUGUAUCACUUGUCAUGCGAUGGGCUUGACAUAGACUCACUAGAUUCUUUAGAAUCUGUUACGAAUAAAUACAGUGUAUUCAAAUUUGUUGGGUUAUUUUUAUUUGCUUGUCCAUGUGGGUAGUGUGAUGAGAUGACCCUGACCUUGCUGCCACCAAAAACCAGGCUGGGAACUGGCUGGGCACCUUGACAGGGGCGAGCUGAGACCCUGCUUGGACCUGCCCAGGUGCUCCCCAGGCCAGAGCAGCUCUGAGCCCUGGGCAGUGCCACAGAUGAGGCCCCUGAGGUGGGGGUGGCACCAGGAUCCCCUCCCUGCUGCUUUUCCCUGCUUCUGUUCCUGCUGUUGGAGCUGCAGCAGCUGAGCCUUGGCUCUGUGAGCCGCCUGCAGAGUGGCUCCUCCUGGAGAAGGAGGGGCUGGGGAGGGUUUCUGUCCCGGGAGGAGCUGGGUGCUGGUGCUGGGGCUGGUGCUCAGGCACAUUCCCAGGGCAGGGCUGGCAGCGGGUGCAGCUCCUCCAGCCCUGGCUGCCCUCCAGCCUGAGAUGAAGUUUCACUUUCCCCUGUCAAGCUCCAGGCAGUUCUAGUUCCACUGCAACAAUGGAGCUGAUGAUGUGCCAGUCCCUCUUUGGGACAGACUUGAUGGCUCUGCACCUCCAAAUUUUCACAGUCCAGGGCCAGAGCUUCCCUCUGGCAACAGGGCUGGGAUGUUCUUGCUGGGCUGGCACUGCCAGGGUCCCUGUCCCUGCCUUUUGCAGGGCUUCUUUCUGUCCAAACCUGCUGGGGUUGGAGACAUUUCCCUCUUUCUGGCACAAACCCAGCACGAUCUCCUGCCUUUUCCAAGUGUGUCUCACAUACAGCAGCAGCUCUGAAGUCUCUGAGUCUCUCAGCUGUCUUUGUGUGGGUGGCUGGUCCUGCUGCUGGUGUGUGGUGAAUAAGCUGCCUCUGGAUUUGUGACCCUGAGCAGAGCAAAUAAAGCCCUGACAGCGUCGGCUGGGCAUUGUUGGAGUGGAUCAGAGCAUACAAAGGGAUGUUGGUGGAAAGUACUCGUUGUGAUCAGAAAGGAGCAAUCAAUGUUUACAGCCGAGA
This is a messenger RNA of Ficedula albicollis (Collared flycatcher), 4506 nucleotides long. RefSeq names its product family with sequence similarity 46 member B (gene TENT5B). Gene Ontology annotation, biological process: mRNA stabilization. NCBI's taxonomy places the organism in Eukaryota, Metazoa, Chordata, Aves, Passeriformes, Muscicapidae. Gene Ontology annotation, molecular function: poly(A) RNA polymerase activity; RNA binding. The record is from RefSeq and is a predicted model, not a curated record. The transcript has a single exon. The annotation marks the transcript as partial.